AAUGCAUGUGAUUCCACCCUACAAAACUAGUGUAUGAUCGUGCGCAGAUCAGUCGGCACGAAACGUGCGCGAGCGUCAGACGUGCUACAAUUAUUAAAUUAAAAUAAAAAGUGAAAUCUGUUUGUGUACAUCAAAAUGUCUUCGUCGCCUUAUGAACAUAUCUACUCAAACCAACAUGAGAAUAAUGAGUCUGAGGACAGAAAAGAAAAUACUCUAUUCUCAAAAUGCUGUUUUUGUAUACCUCUAGAGACUGGCUGCUUUGUACUUGGUUAUACUAGCUUGGUUCUAAACUUCAUAAUAUCACUGUUCUUCUUUGGAACUCUGGCAUUCUUAGCUAUUUACACCCAUGGUUUCCAAUACCUCCGUACCGAAAUGACAGAUGAUGACGAGGCUGUUCCUGAUAUGGAUUCCAUGGACAGUAACAAGUUGAUGCAGAUUAUCAUAAUUACUGUGUUGAAUGGAAGCUUGAAUCUGGCCUGGUUUGCUAUGUGCAUCGUCCUUCUUGUUGGUUUGCAUAAGAAACAACCAGGCUUUAUCAAGGUACAAGUGUCAAUUGCUACUAUCCGUAUCAUUUUAUCGAUAGUUGGCUUGGCUUUGUAUACCGGACACACCACUAACUCUUCAGUAUUUUGCACAGCAGAAAUAUUGCUCUCAACAUGCUUCAUUCUGCUGUACCACAGCUACGCCAAUCAAUUGAAGCAAGAACAACUAUCUGAAGACCCUAAAUUGACAAAAAUUGUGUCUAAUGUUAUCUGGAAAUAUCCUCAAAAUAUUGACCAACUGCCUUUGUCUGAGAAGAGGGAAAAGUACUAAUCAGCCUAAACUUUUGGAGCAUUCUAAUAAACUAUUUGAUCCCGAAUCCCGAAUCUCCAAAUCUCGAAAAGGUCAACUCUGGUGGUGCUCUUCUGGUGCAAGUCAAUUCUACUGCUCUUCUGGUGUUGCAAGUGUCCAUGGGUGGUGUCGACUGCUUAUCAUAUCAGGUGAUCUGUCCUGCCGAUACCUAAAAAUAUAGUUUAACAGUUUACUCAUGUAACUAUUCGUCGUGUCGCGGAAGGCUACACAUGAAUAUGAGCCCCUAGUGAGGCUUGAAACUAGCUGAAUUACAAUAAAAAUAGCAUAAUGCGUUACAGGUUGCAUUUUUAAUUAUUGUUUUAUUUAUUUAUUAGUCACGUAAAGCGUUAACUGCCGAAAGAAAACUGUUGAAGGCAAAUCAAUGACUGUGAUUUUUUUAUGUGUGAUAGAUACUUAACUAUUUAUGUAUAUUUUUGUGAAUUGUGUUGUUGGAAUGUAUUUUGCAAUGAAUACGUUGAUUGAUUUAAUUGUGGGAGAUAAUACAUAAAAAAUAAUAUCUGCAUUUUGUUAGGAUAAAUUGUAAUCUCAUUUGAUUUUGUUGGUUAAUUUUUGGGUUUUUUUAUGUUUUAAGCCUAAAUGUGUGAAAAUAUUAGUAUUUAUUAUAUUACACAAUUUAUUUAUUAUGUUAUAAAAUGUAAUUUAAAUACCUCUAUCGAAUAUAGUACUUUGAUAGUUCCUACAUUAAAUUAUUUAUAAUGAAUGAGGAUUAUUACUGUAAAAGUGAACAAAAAGGGUCAAAAUUGAUGUUAUUUCUGUUACUCUUUUAGUUGUCUGAUCAAACAAAACAAUAAAUAUUUUUUGGGUUUAAUA
This is a messenger RNA of Spodoptera frugiperda (fall armyworm), 1662 nucleotides long. RefSeq lists its product as uncharacterized. Bases 136 to 813 code for a protein of 225 amino acids. The record is from RefSeq and is a predicted model, not a curated record. The transcript is spliced from 5 exons. Lineage: Eukaryota; Metazoa; Arthropoda; Insecta; Lepidoptera; Noctuidae.